Molecule: messenger RNA, 1143 nt
Organism: Saimiri boliviensis boliviensis (Bolivian squirrel monkey)
Lineage: Eukaryota; Metazoa; Chordata; Mammalia; Primates; Cebidae
Gene: PNMA6A
Product: PNMA family member 6A
Source: RefSeq, a predicted model, not a curated record
AUGGGCGUCAACGCUCGCAGGGGCCUACUCAUCCUGGGCAUCCCAGAGGACUGUGAUGAUGGCGAAUUCCAAGAGUCCCUCGAGGCUGCCCUGUGGCCAAUGGGACACUUUACGGUGCUGGGCAAAGUGUUUCGAGAGGAGGAUAAAGCCAUCACGGCCCUGGUCGGGCUCAAAGGGGACGUCAACUAUGUUUUGGUUCCCAGGGAAGUCCCUGGCACUGGGGGCCCGUGGAACGCGGUCUGUGUGCCCUGUUGCUCAGGCGAGGAGCUUCUCGGGCAUGUCUUCCACUUCCUGCAGCAACAGGGGCAGAUGGUGGAGAGUGUGGCCGGUUCCUGGGCCCUGGGUGUGGGGCUGCGCAGGGUGUGCUGGCUAUCCGUCAGUGAGGCGGUCCAGCCCUGAGUGGAGACCCUGAGGUCCCAGAGCCUGGGCGCGUUUUCUGGAAGGGACCAGCCAGCCCCGGGGAAGGAGUCCUUUGAGGUCUGGUUAGACCACACCACCGACAUGCUGCACGUGUGGCAGGGGGUCUUGGAAAGGGAGAGGAGGAGGAAGCUGCUGGAAGGACACCUGCAGCUUGUGAACGCACUCCUGGCGGAGAACCCAAGGUCGGAGACUCAGGACUGUCUGAUGCCCCUGGUCCAGGUGUUUGGAGACAAUGAGCCCCACCCCAUGCCCCCGACCAGCUGGGCGAAGUGUCUGACCGCUCAGCAGCAGUCAGGCCAGCCUGUCCUGGCUGUCGCCUUGUGGCUGGAAGUCCUCCUGCAGAAGGCCAUGGAGAAGGGGGCCCUGGCCAGAGCAUCGGCCGACCAUGUGCGCCUGAGGCAGAUGCUCACCAGAGCCAACCUUAUUGAGCCUCUGGAUGAAGCACUGAGGAAGCUGAAAAUGACCGGGAGGUCUCCAAGUUUCCUGAUGCUGGGGCUCAUUCGGGAGUCUGAGGCAUGGGAGGCCAGUCUAGCCAGGAGCGUGAGAGCCCAGGCACAGGAAGGGGCGGGUGCCCAGGCUGGUGCCAGAGCCAGCACUAAAAUGGGCGAUGCUGUCCGGGCGGUCCCAAGAGGUCCUGGCUGGGGGCCAGAGGGCCUCGUCCAGACAGGAUGCCAGGAGGCCGAGGAGGCGCUCAAGCCCGUCCUGGAGGAGUCAGAUAACUAG